Molecule: messenger RNA, 2163 nt
Organism: Venustampulla echinocandica
Lineage: Eukaryota; Fungi; Ascomycota; Leotiomycetes; Helotiales; Pleuroascaceae
Exons: 9
Coding region: 1-2163 (720 amino acids)
Molecular function (GO): ATP binding; ATP hydrolysis activity
Source: RefSeq, a predicted model, not a curated record
AUGAGGCAAACCGGCCCCCCAUUGUCCCUAACACAGCCAAACACACCACCGAGUAGCCCGAAUCUAUCGCUGUCCCAGUGUUUUGUCACCUCGAGCGAUGCUGAAGAGUUGGUCAAAGCGGUCACGGACAUGCAGAUGACCUCUACUUCUGCCCCGAAGUAUCUCAAAGAUCUCUUUCUCAAGGUCCUUGACAAGCGCGCAGAGGAGAACGCCGAGGUCUCUGAUAAACCUAAACCCGACUCUCCGGAUAGCACCACAUCAAAGGAAUUGGUGGCUCGCGCCUCGCUAAUAGCUUUCAAAGAAGUCGAUGAGAUCUGGGAUGACAAGGCAUACAAGUACACCGUUGUGGAAAGCCCCAAGCCAAAAAGCAUUAACAACUUGGAUCAAUACGUGUUCGUAGUUCACAAGAAUAGUAAAGAGAAUACUUAUUUUGUUGACGUCAAGUUGUUCAUGCUUCGAGACGCUUUGAGGGAGGUCCUCUGUGACGUCCCCGGGAUUAACAUUUUGGAGGAAAAGCUCUCUAUACAGCGGAACAUUCUCUACAACUUCCUCCCUGAGAUUGAGUUAUGUCGCGACAAAAUUGACCUUGAGGACCGAGCAAGCUAUGAACACAUCAGCCUUCUCAUCGACCAUAUCAAGACAUCCUACGCAGACCUCACGCAACGACUUGGUGCACUCCUCGAGGCCAAGGAGAUCACUUAUGACCUACUCUGGGCUUUUUUCAAAGCAAACACGUUAGUCUACACCACGUGCCCGGGAACGGAAAAGCCAAGGUGCAUCAAGUACGAGUCUGCCGCAGAGGAAACUACCCAGAGCGGAGUAGAAUACUUCCAUAUCAAAGGGAGCUAUCUGGACUUUGACGGGAAGAUUUUGGGAAAGGUUCCGAUUGAGACGGCGAUUUUGAAAUUCGCUGGAUCCAAACCUGUCAACUCGCUCGAGGCCUUCCCACUCUAUUAUCACGAGGAAGAGGAGGCUGUCAAAAAGAUGCUUGUCGAAUGUGACCGGAGGUUCUGCUCCUUGAGAGGUACUCAACAUCGGCAGUACGAUGAAACAGCUUUCCAGAUGAUGAAAGGGAAGCCUCGCAAAAUCACUAUAAAAGGCAGAAUUAUGGUAGACUCGGUCAAAUUUCUACAGGACAAUCCCAACUACGCUCGACCGAGCAUUUUCAAGAGCUCCAAAAGUGUCGGCAUUUGGCAUGAUUUGGACGACGAGCCUAGCACGCGGCUUGACGAAUCAGCUGUGAAAAAGGGCGUUAACAUCAACGAGUUGAGCAAGGAAGAUUUUCUGCUCUGCAGUCCUACUGUGCUAAGUUACAGUCUAGAAAAUAAGUUGUACUUGGAGUUCGCUGUCGCAGAUAUUUCGGAAAUCUGCUGGGAUGAGUCUAUUUUCGGUCAGCUCAAAAUCCCAGCCAAUUCGAAGGAGCUCAUUCAAGCCCUGGCCACCCAGCAUUCGAGCCGUGAAAAUGCCCACGCAUUUGACAACUUCGUCAAGGAAAAAGGUCUUGGAUUGAUCAUACUUCUGUAUGGGCCACCUGGUGUAGGAAAGACAAUGACUGCAGAGGCGCUCGCAGAACUCCUUCACAUGCCCCUUUUCACAGUUUCUGCGGCAAACCUCAGUCACAAUUCAUCAGCAGACCUCGAUACGCAACUGUCAAAGAUUUUUGAUGUAGCUAGCCAUUGGAACACCUUGCUGCUCCUCGAUGAGGCAGAUUCAUAUCUCCGCCGACGGUCUGACAACUCUCAACAUAACGCUCUAGUUUCGGUUUUCUUACGCAAGCUUGAGUAUUUUACCGGGAUUAUGAUGCUCACAACCAAUCAGGUGACAGAGUUCGACGGCGCUGUACAAAGUAGAAUACACAUUGGGCUCGCUUAUAGCUCUUUAGGGUUUGAUACCAGAAAGAGCAUUUGGGAAAGCUUCCUAAACAAGCCAAACGCAAAGGGCAGGGUGGUUGGUUUCAAAGGCACUGAGCUCCAAGAUCUGGCAGAGCGCAAGCUGAAUGGUCGACAAAUCAAGAAUGCGGUGCGUGCAGCACAUGCUUUGGCGGACUUUGAAAAGGUAGACUUGGCUAUGAAUCACCUGCACAAAGUCCUUGAUGUUGGGGCAAUCUUUGAAAACGACUUCAAGGGGACCGGUGCGACUGACAAUGAGCAUGCCUACCAUUGA